AGGUGGCUCAGUGAUGGGAACCAAGAGAGGAUGUGGGGAGGAGAGUGGAGGCAGCGAUGGGAGAUGGAUGUCCUGGAUUGGGCGGGUGGACGGGGAGUGGGGAGUGUGCCAGGGGGCCCUCUGGAGAACAGUGAGGGAGGGCGGGGCAGAGAGAGGAAAUGAAAAAGCUGGGGUGAGCAGGCAAGCUGAGGAGGGUGGGAAGGAGGGAGGGACGGAGGGAGGAGGGAAGGAGAAGCUGACACACAGACCGACACAGGCAGCGAGAGACACGCGGAGCAAAGCAAGUGAAGGCACAGACGCACGGGACAGGAGAGCCUGGGCAAGACUGGAGAGCCCAGACCUGGGAUGGCGGAUUCGUGCAGGAACCUCACCUACGUGCGGGGCUCGGUGGGGCCGGCCACCAGCACCCUGAUGUUCGUGGCCGGCGUGGUGGGCAACGGGCUGGCCCUGGGCAUCCUGAGCGCACGGCGACCGGCGCGCCCCUCGGCCUUCGCGGUGCUGGUCACCGGACUGGCGGCCACCGACCUGCUGGGCACCAGCUUCCUGAGCCCGGCCGUGUUCGUGGCCUAUGCGCGCAACAGCUCUCUGCUGGGCCUGGCCCGAGGCGGCCCCGCGCUGUGCGAUGCCUUCGCCUUCGCCAUGACCUUCUUCGGCCUGGCGUCCAUGCUCAUCCUCUUUGCCAUGGCCGUGGAGCGCUGCCUGGCGCUGAGCCACCCCUACCUCUACGCGCAGCUGGACGGGCCCCGCUGCGCCCGCCUGGCGCUGCCAGCCAUCUACGCCUUCUGCGUCCUCUUCUGCGCGCUGCCCCUGCUGGGCCUGGGCCAACACCAGCAGUACUGCCCCGGCAGCUGGUGCUUCCUCCGCAUGCGCUGGGCCCAGCCGGGCGGCGCCGCCUUCUCGCUGGCCUACGCCGGCCUGGUGGCCCUGCUGGUGGCUGCCAUCUUCCUCUGCAACGGCUCGGUCACCCUCAGCCUCUGCCGCAUGUACCGCCAGCAGAAGCGCCACCAGGGCUCUCUGGGUCCACGGCCGCGCACUGGAGAGGACGAGGUGGACCACCUGAUCCUGCUGGCCCUCAUGACAGUGGUCAUGGCCGUGUGCUCCCUGCCUCUCACGAUCCGCUGCUUCACCCAGGCCGUCGCCCCUGACAGCAGCAGUGAGAUGGGGGACCUCCUUGCCUUCCGCUUCUACGCCUUCAACCCCAUCCUGGACCCCUGGGUCUUCAUCCUUUUCCGCAAGGCUGUCUUCCAGCGACUCAAGCUCUGGGUCUGCUGCCUGUGCCUCGGGCCUGCCCACGGCGACUCGCAGACACCCCUUUCCCAGCUCGCCUCUGGGAGGAGGGACCCAAGGGCCCCCUCUGCUCCUGUGGGAAAGGAGGGGAGCUGGGUGCCUUUGUCGGCUUGGGGCGAGGGGCAGGUGGAGCCCUUGCCUCUCACACAGCAGUCCAGCGGCAGCGCCGUGGGAACGUCGUCCAAAGCAGAAGCCAGCGUCGCCUGCUCCCUCUGCUGACAUUUCGAGCUGACCCUGUGAUCUCUGCCCUGUCUUCGGGCGACAGGAGCCAGAAAAUCAGGGACAUGGCUGAUGGCUGCGGAUGCUGGAACCUUGGCCCCCAAACUCUGGGGCCGAUCAGCUGCUGUUUCUCCUGCGGCAGGGCAGUCGCUGCUGGCUCUGGGAAGAGAGUGAGGGACAGAGGAAACGUUUAUCCUGGAGUGCAGAAAGAAUGGUUCUCUCAAAAUAACCAGUGGCCUGGCCGACCUGCUCUGGCCCUGGAUUCCCCAUCCAUCUCACUGUCUAAAUAUUUAGAAGGCGGAGAAGUUCCCAGCGGCUUCUGUACACUCAGGUCUGCUCUGGUCUGGGUGCUGGCUCCAAUCUGCGUCCACUUGGGGGGCCCAACUGCCCACCCCAAGUCCGCAGGGGAUGGCCCUCCCCCUCUACCAAGCCACUCCAAGAGCCAGCCCCUCUCUGCUCCACAAAAACCACAGUUAUUGGAAAAGCUCCCUGCCUUCCCUUGCCGCUGGUCCCCCAUCAGGCUUGGGAGCCCUGGCAUCCCAAAGGGGCAACGGGAGGAAGGGGAGGCUGCUGCAUUGUGGGUGAUGACGUAGGACAUGUGCUUGGUACAAAAAGGGCCUGAGACAUUCCACCUAGCUUGACUGGCUGCAAGAUGAGAACUGGGGGGGUGCAGGUGGUGGGGAGACAGAUGGAGAAGCUGGCAGAUGAAGGGUGGGGGCUGCGGAUCCCAGGGACUGCCCCAGAACACAAACCUAAGUCCUGUGCCUGUCCCCAGGGUCCUGAAUAAAUAAAAGCCUCCUUGCAGAGCCUGA
Messenger RNA from Pan troglodytes (chimpanzee), 2318 nucleotides. It is a transcript of the gene PTGIR, whose product is annotated as prostaglandin I2 receptor. The record is from RefSeq and is a predicted model, not a curated record. Gene Ontology annotation, molecular function: prostacyclin receptor activity. The transcript is spliced from 3 exons. The coding region runs from base 346 to 1506 and encodes 386 amino acids. NCBI's taxonomy places the organism in Eukaryota, Metazoa, Chordata, Mammalia, Primates, Hominidae. Gene Ontology annotation, cellular component: plasma membrane. Gene Ontology annotation, biological process: inflammatory response; negative regulation of smooth muscle cell proliferation; positive regulation of cytosolic calcium ion concentration.